CGUAAUUGCAAUUCAAAUUUUUGACCAAAAAAAGUUUGUGAGAAAGGACCAAGGAUUUUUAGGCGUAAUUAAUGUUCAAGUAGGAGAUGUGUUGGAUUUUGAUGCUAACAUCGAUAAUGAUG
This is a messenger RNA of Racocetra fulgida, 122 nucleotides long. Lineage: Eukaryota; Fungi; Glomeromycota; Glomeromycetes; Diversisporales; Gigasporaceae. The record is from the annotation of a GenBank genome assembly.